CUUAACUUUUUUCUUUCUCUAUGGUUGUGCGGUGUCAGUUGUGUUGUGCUCAUGGUCGUGUUUGCUGGUGCGUGUGUGUAAAUGACGGCUUGUUGGUGCAGAGACGCCGCGCUUUUGAAUUUGCGAGUUUGCAGACAUACAUAUAUACUUAUAUUCUGAUGUCGACGCCUUUAACAAGAGCCAUGACUGAUGAGAUUCAUUUGCGAGUAGAGUUCGGAGGCGGAGCGGAGCUACUUUUCGGGAAUCAAAAAAAGCACGAUGUUGCCUUACGCGGUGGACAUGAGAAAUGCACCUUGUCUGAUUUAAUCACGUGGUUGAAGGCAAACCUCCUGAAAGGAAAAGAAGAGCUGUUUGUUCAGGGAAACACUGUGCGGCCAGGAAUUCUCGUCUUGGUGAAUGACACAGAUUGGGAACUCCUGGGUGGACUUGACUAUGAAGUCAAACCAAAUGACACUGUGCUUUUUAUAUCAACACUCCAUGGUGGAUAAACGUAUAUGCAGGCCAGCAAUACAACAGUAUAUGUAGGUGACUACAUUCCCUUGCAAAAAUGAAUAAUAAUAAAAUAAAUACCAAUAAUAAUGCACAAAAAGCUGAAGCACUUGCUCAUAACCAUGUCUAGUAAGAACUGUCAUGAAUUCGAGUUAAAUGGGCCGUUCUAAGUAUGGAAUUAUUACAGAUUAAGUUAUACAUAUUUUAGCCAAGAACUUACAGUCUUGCAUUUCUUGCUGAAUCUUGCCAUUCUAGCACAUUCUUUCUAUAAACUGACUGUCACCAGCCAGCUCAAUAAAGCAAAGCAAACAAACUUCACAACUCAGUCAAGCUUGUAAUC
Molecule: messenger RNA, 829 nt
Organism: Dermacentor albipictus
Lineage: Eukaryota; Metazoa; Arthropoda; Arachnida; Ixodida; Ixodidae
Gene: Urm1
Product: Ubiquitin-related modifier 1
Biological process (GO): protein urmylation; tRNA thio-modification
Cellular component (GO): nucleus; cytoplasm
Molecular function (GO): protein tag activity
Source: RefSeq, a predicted model, not a curated record